Messenger RNA from Schizosaccharomyces japonicus yFS275, 2340 nucleotides. Its product is annotated as fungal protein. Bases 151 to 2127 code for a protein of 658 amino acids. The transcript is spliced from 7 exons. Gene Ontology annotation, molecular function: actin binding. Lineage: Eukaryota; Fungi; Ascomycota; Schizosaccharomycetes; Schizosaccharomycetales; Schizosaccharomycetaceae. The record is from RefSeq and is a predicted model, not a curated record.
UUCCACAAUGUAAUUCUUAAAGCAUAAUACAUACAUAACGUAUAUUUUCAUUAAAGGGUAGCAGCUCAAUUAAAUCAAACUGUGUUAAUCUGGGCAUAGCGUAUUUUUUUCCUCUAAGUUUUGACCUGGCAGUGUUCGUAUGCGAGACUUAUGACAAGCCUUAAUUACUCGGAUUUUUCAAUAGAGGAAGGUGAAAUCUUCGAAGACCGUCUUCCUUGGAAUGAUUUUAAGAUCAUAACACCACCUAUUUCAAAUUCGGAAGAAGGAAGCUCUUCAAUUCAUAAUGACUUGAUUGAAAGUGAUGGAGAACCCCCAGUUCAAAGAGUGCAAUUAUCUUCUGAGCACUUCGAAGACGAUGAAAGAAAAUAUUAUCAAACACAUAAAUUCAUCUUGCGAUUUCAUGAAACUAGUGUUUACAGAGAAUUUUAUGAAGACGAAGAUUCAGAUUUAUUAAACUCAAUACAACAGCAAACUGGUGUCCGCUUAAAACCUUCUGAAGAUUACAGCACUAUAUAUAUCUAUGCUACCGAACAUCAAUAUGGUGAACUAGCAUACAAGGCAUUAACUCUAUAUGAAGAGUUAGUAAAUAGCAAAAGAGAUGUACAGCCCGAAAAACAAAAGAAAAACACGGCAGAGGCCGAUUGGGUUCGGAAAUCACGAACAGUAUUCCCAAUACUGGAACAUAUGAGUAUUCAACAAACAGAGCAAUAUACUCGAGUUCUUAGACACUUUCUUAAAGAACCUGAUCCCUCUUUUUCAUUUGCUGUGGAGGGUACUUAUAUUUGGCCAUUUCAAGGUUUAAAAAUCCGUGAUGUGAUGGGUCCCAACUUGGACAGGUUUAAUGACAUACGUGUGGGAUGCCAUUGUUACAUCGGCCUUCUGGACUCUCAAACUGAUACGGUUGUUAUUGUAAAAGGAAAGCAACAAGAACAAGUGGAACAAGCCCUACAAGAGAUUGAAGCACUGUGUCUCUCUUUUGCUGCUUCGCAAAGACUCCUUAAAAAAACAUCCAUUCACAUAUGCCACUUGGAUAAGGAAACCUUCCACUGUUAUGUUUAUCUUAAUGACAAGCAUCCGUUACAAUUACAAUUAUUGAAGCAGAAUGUGAAAAUAGGAAUACCCUUAGGUGUUGUCCCUCACAAAAUGGUUGAGCCAUCGGUUUUAUCAACUUCCAUUACGGAGUUAAAUUUAAAAAAUGAAGCAAUCAUAGCCAAUCAUCUGAAAUUCUCUCUACUUAACAUUUUUGCUUUCCAUGGUCUGCUACAAAUGAGGGUGCAGCUUGGUAUUCCGUUCUUUUCUCGUAUUAAAAGAUUUCGUGAAGAACCAGCUGUAAAAAUAUCUGAAUUGAUCAAGGACGAAAGGAUCCAAUCUGCCUUUUGCUCGUAUGUUUUUCCCACCCUCAAUAUCCAGGCGCUCUAUGAUUCACUCCAAGAAGUUGAUUUCACUUCACUUGAUAUCCCUUUUGAAGAAAAAGAAAUGAGCAGCAUUCUGCGUGCUCAUUUUUUCUUACAGCAUAACGCCAAGACUUUUGAAGUCGUCGCCGAAUGGACAAAAUCGAAAGGGUCCCCCUCAAUUUGGUAUAAUGAUAGCAAAAAGAAAACUGCGAGCGAGCUCACACAUGUCAAUUUACGUAAUAUAUCUUGGAAAAUGGGUAUUAAAUAUGGUAAAGAAGGCACAAUACCUAAAGAAAUUAACGAUUUUAUGAUAAAUGUACAUUUAAGCCCCACUGGUGAGGUCUUUUUCUUUUGUGGAAUCAAUAGUCCCAAAGUCACAAAUAUCGUUUUCGAGAAAGUGAGACAAUUCUGGUUUCUUCCCUCGAAAGACUCCAUCAGCUUUUGUUUCAAAAAAGUUUGGAGUGCAAAUACAGACAUGAAUACGAUUGUCCAUCGUGUAGACAUCACGAAUAUCGAAUUCACCGGCUACGACAUUUUCUUUUGGAAUCCGAAAUGGGACAUCCUACUCAAGGAAAAUAAGGACAUACAAGCUGGCAAAUUGCCCACGUACAGACCCUGUCUUGAAGAAUUCUUUCCUGAAUCACUACCGAAGUUUUUGCAAAAGAUGGAUACUCUUGUCCAUUGCCUGGAGGCUCUGAAGAAGCACGUUAACAACAGGUCUAAUCAUUCAUAAAUUUUUAUUGAGCGUUCUAUAACGGAGAUGUUCGGAACAAUAAUAACAGCAUGUACAUUAACCGAUAAUUCUUCCACGUAGUGUUUGUACACACCAUGUUCCUUCGGACGAGUGUAAAAGGGUAUACUUGAUAAAUAAAACGAGUGCUUUGUAUAUCAUAUCUGAACAAAAAACACCAACCCUCAUAGAAAUAGCUCAUGCUCGCGUAAGAAA